AUGCCCUACAAAUGCUUGGAGUGUGGGAAGAGCUUCAGCCAGAGCAACAGCCUGAUCUGCCACCAUUGCAUCCGCACUGGAGAGAGGCCCUGUGAGCGUGGGGAGUGUGUGAAGGGCUGCAGAGACAGCUCUGACCUGACUGUCCUCCAGAUAAUCCCCAACAGGGAGAGGCCCUACGAGUGUCCUGACUGUGGGAAGAGGUUUCAGAGCAGGUCCAGUCUCCUCCUGCACAAGUGGAUUCACACAGAGGAGAGGCCCUUCUGCUGCCCCAGCUGUGGGAAGGUUUUCAAGCAAAACUCCAAACUUGUCACCCACAGCGCAUCCAAACCUGAGCGUAACUCUCCCCAGCCCACGGACCCCUGA
Molecule: messenger RNA, 363 nt
Organism: Passer domesticus (house sparrow)
Lineage: Eukaryota; Metazoa; Chordata; Aves; Passeriformes; Passeridae
Product: gastrula zinc finger protein XlCGF49.1-like
Exons: 1
Coding region: 1-363 (120 amino acids)
Biological process (GO): regulation of transcription by RNA polymerase II
Molecular function (GO): DNA-binding transcription factor activity, RNA polymerase II-specific; RNA polymerase II cis-regulatory region sequence-specific DNA binding
Source: RefSeq, a predicted model, not a curated record